AUGGAAGCAAAAGACUCUGUCGGCUAUAUAAGAGUAUCAGAGAAGGGAACACAAACAUCCGGAGCAGGUUCAGACUCUCCUGGUAUCACUGUCAGUGAUGUGUCCAGUCAAACACCUGGGGAUCUGAAAACUGAAGAACAAGACUUCAUAAUGAUGUCAAAGAAAGAAGAAGAACGGCCUGAUGGAAGUGACUAUAACCACCCACAGAAACACCAAAGUCAUCAGUCCUUGGACUCUAUAAGUUCAGAGGAAGUUUUGAAAAAGAUCAAAACCCUAAAGACUGAAGAUAUUCAGAAAGGCAAUGUUUUAAAUUGCAGGUGGCUUUUUGAAAAUCAACCAAUUGAUACUAUAAAAGAAAGCUAAGAUGGUGAGGUGACAGACAUACAAGGUGGAGAUGUAAGAAAAGGGUGCUUUAUUUUUGAGACUUUUUCUUUAGAUGAGAUUAAAGAAGCUGACUGUAUUAGCACCAAAGAAACAAUCACUGAAGAAGUAAUAAAGGGUGAUGUAAAAAGCUAUAGAAUGCUCUUUGAAACCCAGCCACUCUAUGCAAUUCAAGACCGAGAAGGGCAUUAUCAUGAAGUGACAACAGUUAAAAAGGAAGAAGUAAUUCAUGGAGAUGUACGAGGGAUGAAGUGGCUUUUUGAAACAAAACCAUUAGACCUAAUUAAUCAAUCACAGACUGUGUAUGCUAUUAAAUCUGUCACACAAGAAGACAUUCCGAAGGGAGAUGUUAGUUCUGUCAGAUACAGAUUUGAAACCCAGCCACUGGAUCAGAUUUCAGAAGAAUCACAUGAUAUAGUGCCCACUGUAGACUAUAUUCGAGGUGUAAAGACAAGUAAAUAAUUCUUUGAGUCUUACAAUUUUGAUAACAAUACUUAUAUAAGAACAGUAAGUGUCAAUGAAAUACAAAAGGGCAAUGUUAAAAUAUCUACCUGGCUGUUUGAACCUCAUACGAUAGAUGAGCUGAGUAGAGAAGGGUCAGAAUAUAAAAAUAUCAAAGUCACCCAGGAAGAUAUGGAGAAAGGUGAUGUUAAGCAGGCAGUAUGGCUUUUUGAAAAUCAAACUUCGGAUUCUAUUAAGGAAGUAGAUGAAAGCAUUACAAAAAUUAUCAAGGAAGAAAUCCCUCUUUCUGAUGUGAAGACAACUACAUGGCUCUUUGAAACUAUACCCCUUCAAGAAUUUAAUGAGAAUAGAGUUGAAAAGGUGGAAAUUAUUGGCAAGAGCAUUAAAGAAACCUUAGAAGAACUCUGCUCCCAAGAAGUUAUUGAGGCUCCUGGAAUCAUUAUUGAAGCUGAUGAAAUUGGGGAUGUUCGAAUGGCAAAAUAUAAGCUAAUGAAUCCAGCCUCUCCUGAGAUACAGAAAGAAGAAAUUAUCAGGGUUGAUCUCAAAAAUGUAAUGGUGAACUUACUUUCCAGAAGAGACCAUAUAAAAAGAGAGAUUUUGGUUAGUGAAGAAGAGAGGGGAAAUGUUAAUUUGACCAAAAUGCAAUUACUAAAUCGAUCAACAGAAUUUGAUGCUGAGAAAGAAGACAUAGUGAGUGGUGAUGUACAACAAGCAAUAAAAAAUAUGUUCUCUGAGGAAACAUAUGUAAAGAAAGGCAUUUUAAUUCACAAGGAAAGAGGAGAUACUAACAUGACUAUCUAUUGUCUUCUUCAUGAAAAUGCUGGUGACACCAUUAAGUGGGAUUCAUCAAUAGGCAGUGAUGUGAAACGUACCAUUCAUAGUUUGCUAUCCUCCCUCUCAGACAAUAAAAUAUCUGAAAGGGCUAAAAUUGUUGCCUCUGAGAGAGGGAAUGUACAGUUUUUCACAAGAUGCAUAGAAACUGGAGCUUUGGAUUAUCUCAAACAACUCCAGACAGGGUCAAAUGAAACACUAACAAUGAGGAAACAAGAAGGAGAGGAAGAAAUCAUUGGUGGUGAUGUAGAGGGCACAAAGCUGUUAUUAAAGAAAAGGCAGUGGCAGGUUGAAUGUACUGUUAAUGAAACAGACAUCAUCCCAGGAGAUGUGCAAAAUGCGGUUAGGGUUUUUAUGACAGAGCCUCAGAGUACAUCUUGUAAGACAACCAAAGAAGAAAUUAUAAAAGGUGAUUUGAAAUCAACCCUAAAUUCCCUCAGCCAGGCCAUAAAUCAAAAAACAGUAGCUAAAACAGAAGAAAUUAUAAAAGGUGACAUGCUGGCCACCCUCAAAACACUAAAGGAAUCAAACUACCCAUGGAAAGAAUCUAAACAGCCCAAUGCGAUCCUUGGUGACAUUGAGAAUGAAUGCCUUGAGAAGACUACAAACACCUGGACAGAAAUCCUGAAAAAGGAGCUCAUCCGAGAUGACCUUGAAACGUCAUUCAGGAAUCUGAAAGAGACACAAAGAGCUCUCAAAGAGGUAGAUAAAAAAGCUGUAAUCAAAAAAGAUGUGCAAACUGUGAAGGCAGGAUCCUCCGAAGAGCAGAAGACAGAGAUUCGUCAGGUGGCUCUCCAAAAUAAAAAAAGUGUUUUUCAGCCGAGACCAGGACCACUGGAGCCGGCAGCCAGGUGGCAAGUGGGAACAGACACUCUUAAUCAAAUGAGAGGUAAAUCUGAUCAUGGGAAUUUAAUAGAAGGUGAGGUUAAUCUUCCAAAAGCCCCCAAAGAGAAAACAGUAACAGUAAAAUUACCUAUAGAACCCAUGGAGAAAAGCCACAAACAUAAGCUCAGUAUAGUUCAUGAGAAGCAAAGAGAAUUCAGAGAAUCAGAUGGUGAGCAACUUCUAGAAAGUAAAGAAACAAUUCAGGGACCACUGAUGACUGGUCCAAAGGAAGAGAGACUGACAGCUGAAAGAAAACAAGACCAAUUGAAUAAAUCAGCACAGAAGGUGGUCAAGCAAAUGGUUACUGAUAUACAUCUUGAUUACCAGACUCAGAAUAUUCAGCAAACACAGACUUCUGAAGAUUAAGUUGAGCGUAAAAAAUUGCCCCAGCUGUAUAAUAAUCUGCAGGAAGAAAAAUGUCCUGGAGUCAAGGGUCCACAACAUCAACAAAUCUUUUCUAAUACUAAAGAUUCAAAGCAAGAGAUUACACAGAACAAAACUUUAUUUUCCUCUGUGAAAGAAUCCCAGGAUAAUGGAAAAUAUGCUGUGAACAUAUUGGAAUUCUUGAGAAAACAUGAAGAAAUAUACCAGAUUUUGUCUAGAGUAAAGCAGUUUGAAGUGGAGCCAGAUAAAAAUGGCCUUAAGACAUUUCAGACACUGUUAAGUAUUAUUCCAGUAUGGCUAUUAAGUGAAGAAAAAAGAAAAUAUGGGGUUCGCACUGCUGUGGAGAAUAACAUAGAGAAAAUCAAAGAGGAAAUCACGCAUAUUAAAGCUAGAGCAGAGGACAUGCUUGUGUCCUGUGAGAGUGUAAUUCAUACAGCCAUGACAUCCUCCAAGGCUGGAAAACAGAGAAACAAACCUACUAGGUUCAAUGAAACAUCAUCUAAAGUAUCUAGUGUUAAUGUCAGCUGUAACAAAAACACUGAACAGAAAGAAAAUACAAUCUUAGAAGAAACAGAGCACCAUCAAAGAGCAACACAUCAUGAAGCAACUGCUCAGAAUCAAGUGAAAACCCAUCAGAUUAAACUAAAUAGUAAGAUUCUCCUCCCUCAUAAAAACACGCCAAGUGGACAGGAUUCUAGUGAUUGACUUGUGGGAAUAAGUUGGGUAUAAAC
Molecule: messenger RNA, 3674 nt
Organism: Manis javanica (Malayan pangolin)
Lineage: Eukaryota; Metazoa; Chordata; Mammalia; Pholidota; Manidae
Product: xin actin-binding repeat-containing protein 2-like
Biological process (GO): actin cytoskeleton organization; actin filament organization
Cellular component (GO): focal adhesion; stress fiber
Molecular function (GO): actin filament binding
Source: RefSeq, a predicted model, not a curated record